AAAUUAAAAAAAUAUGUUCAACAAAUCUUUUACAAAACAUCAAUUGCAAACUAAAAAUGAGUGCCCCGAUGACGUUUCAGUUCAUAGAAAUUGAUGGAAAUGGAUUUUGUUUGUAUGCUCUGUCAAAAAAAUCUAAUAUGGCGCCCGCUGGCUUUCGGCUGUGAGACGAUUAUUUGCCAGCGACGCCUGUAAAAAAAUUUAAAUAAGCAACAACAGUGAUUAAAGUAGUGUUAUUUAAGUAGCUAAUUUAAUUAUUAAGUGAUUAGUGACAUUGAAAUUUCAAAAGGACCCGUGAAAAAUGUACGAUGAUAGACGAGGUGGUCGCGGCGGUGGAGGACGCGGUGGAGGCCGAGGCAGGGGCGGAGGUCGUGGCGGCGGAGGUAGUUUCCGCGGCGGUCGUUCUGAUGACAGAUCUGCCGAUCGCAGCCGCGGCGGCGGUCGCGGAGGGCGCGGCGGUAGAGACGGGGGACGCGAUGGCCGCGACGGCGGCGGGCGCGGCUUCAGCGGCCGCGGACGCGACGACUUUCGUAGCAACUUCAAAAACGAUCAACCGGGCAGUGGCCUUAGGAAAAUCCGUUGGGACAAUGUACAGCUUACGCCAUUCCAGAAGAACUUCUAUGUGCCCCAUCCGAACGUACAGAGACGCACACCGGCCGAAAUAGAAGCAUACAGGAGCCAAAAUCAGAUUACAGUGCGCGGCAGGGAGGUUCCUGCCCCUAGUAUGUACUUUGAAGAAGGUGGUUUUCCUGAUUAUGCUAUGAAAGAGAUUCUGAAACAAGGGUUCCCACACCCCACUCCUAUUCAAGCUCAGGGUUGGCCGAUUGCUCUCUCUGGACGUGACAUGGUGGGAAUUGCACAAACAGGCUCGGGGAAAACAUUGGCAUACAUUUUGCCCGCUAUUGUGCACAUAAUAAAUCAACCUAGAUUACUGAGGGAUGAAGGUCCAAUUGUACUUGUGUUGGCACCAACUAGAGAGUUGGCUCAACAGAUACAGCAGGUGGCCAAUGAUUUCGGCCAAAGUGUCCAAGUAAGGAAUACAUGUGUGUUCGGUGGGGCUCCAAAGGGGCCUCAGGGGCGCUGUCUGGAGAGGGGUGUGGAGAUAGUGAUUGCUACACCGGGAAGACUGAUAGACUUUUUAGAAAAAGAUACAACAAAUCUCAAGAGAUGCACAUAUUUGGUGCUAGAUGAAGCAGACAGAAUGUUGGACAUGGGCUUUGAGCCUCAGAUCCGAAAGAUUAUUGAACAAAUAAGGCCAGACAGGCAGGUACUUAUGUGGUCCGCUACUUGGCCGAAAGAAGUCCAGAAUCUUGCUGAGGAGUUCCUACAUGAUUACAUCCAGAUCAACAUUGGCUCACUGUCGCUUUCAGCCAAUCACAAUAUCCUACAGAUAGUCGAUGUUUGUGAGGAAUGGGAGAAGAAUGAUAAACUCAUUACUCUGCUAACUGAAAUUUCAUCUGAGGAGGAAACUAAAACAAUAAUUUUUGCUGAAACUAAGAGAAAGGUGGAUGAUAUAACAAAAGCUAUUAAUCGCGCGGGCUGGCGAGCUCUCGCCAUUCACGGUGAUAAGAAUCAACUCGACCGCGACUACGUACUCAAUCAGUUCCGCCAAUCCAGUGGCGGGAUUCUGGUCGCCACAGAUGUCGCCGCUAGAGGAUUAGACGUGGAAGAUGUGAAAUUUGUGAUAAAUUAUGACUAUCCAAAUAAUUCUGAGGACUAUGUGCAUCGUAUCGGGCGCACCGGUCGGUCUCAAAACACUGGCACGGCUUAUACGCUGUUCACACCUAACAACUCGGCCAAGGCAAAGGACUUGAUGUCAGUACUGCAGGAAGCGAAUCAAGUAGUUAAUCCCAAAUUGUUGGAGCUAGCUCAAUGUGGAAUGGGAUUCAAAGGAAAAUAUGGUCGUGGUCGUUUCCGUGAUCGCGACGAGAGCGAUGGUCGCGGUCGCGGCGGUGGUCGCGGGGGAGGCCGGGGAGGCCGCGGGGGGUCCAGAUUCGGGGAGCGGGGAGGAGGUUCUCGCUGGGACAAUUCCGACUCCGGGUCCGGGUUCAACGGCCGACAAAGCUUCGGCAACAAAGAUGGCGGCGGCGGCGGAUCAGGGUUCAGCCGCGAGAACUCUUCCAGCAACUUCCGUCAGGACAACGGGUUCCGUGGCAGGGGAGGGAGGGGCGGCGCGGGCAGCGGGGGCCGGGGCAGGGGGGGAGCGGGCUACGGGCAGGGGGGGGGGUAUGGCGGCAACCAGGGAUCGGGAGGAUAUCAGAACUCGGGUUAUCAGAACUCAGGUGGCAGUGGUGGUUUCAAGAGCCAAUCCACAGGCUACCAGCAGCAAGCCCAGAACUUCAACGUCCCUCCACCGAGCAGCUACUACAAUAUGUACUCGCAGCCUCCACCACCACCGGGCAACAAAUUCACCCCCAAAUGAAAGCAGACCGGAACAAAUCCUUAACAUAUCCGUGCUCGUGUAUUUUAAAUUCUCACGGGCUCUUACAAUCUUUUCUACUUGUCAGAUAAAAGUGAGUUUUUAUCAUUUUUAUUGUCGGUUCAUCUCAAGUUAUUUUUGUGACAGUUUUCGAAUUAAAUAGUAAAAGAAAUAUUUUAUUAAGUUACAUUUAAAUAUCUGUUAUGCUUUGUACUCUAUAAUUUUUCUCACUGUUAGUAAAAUUAAGGUUGCUUUUCUAAUGGUUUGUCGAAAAAGUGUUUUAGAAAUCAAGACAAUUUUUUUUUUUCAUGUUUUAUUCUCAUAAAUUCUUUUCUUUUAAAUUACUGGGAGAAUUUUGAUAAGUUUUACCGCUUUUAAUGGAUUCAAGCGAAUUAUCAAAUCUGUUAGGUUAGUAUAAUAAUUGAAAUGUAAUUAGGAAUCAGAGAAAAAAACCUUUGCGAUACAAAAUGUUCUGUCAUACUUUCUUCUUUUAUUUCUUCCAUACUAUUUGUCCCAAUAGAAGUUACAUUCCUAUUGUACAUGAUUUUAAAAAGAGCAGUAUAUUGUAUUAAUGUGCAAUUCGUGUAAUAAAAAUUAUAAAUAGAG
Molecule: messenger RNA, 3022 nt
Organism: Chilo suppressalis (striped riceborer)
Lineage: Eukaryota; Metazoa; Arthropoda; Insecta; Lepidoptera; Crambidae
Source: the annotation of a GenBank genome assembly